This is a messenger RNA of Thalassophryne amazonica, 9808 nucleotides long. RefSeq names its product ciliogenesis and planar polarity effector 1 (gene cplane1). NCBI's taxonomy places the organism in Eukaryota, Metazoa, Chordata, Actinopteri, Batrachoidiformes, Batrachoididae. Gene Ontology annotation, biological process: cilium assembly. The transcript has 50 exons. The coding region runs from base 119 to 9787 and encodes 3222 amino acids. Gene Ontology annotation, cellular component: ciliary transition zone. The record is from RefSeq and is a predicted model, not a curated record.
GGGAAAUAAGUUUGGUUACUGAAGCGGAGGGAGUUUUGAAAUAAAAUGUUUUACGCUACACUACCUAUAUACUUGAUGAGAUGCUGAAUGUGCAAUAAUUCUGCGCUACCUUUGCAACAUGGAGCUGAAGUUGGAGGUUGUUUUGUCAUCAAGUAUCAAAAGGAAGAAACCAUGGCCAAGAUUGUGCUGGCUUGGACAGGACAAAGAGUCUGUCUUCCUGUUAGAUGACAAACGGAUAAGUGAGAUCAAUAUGGUGUCUGGUCGCACCAAGAAGAAGCAUCCUAAACUUUACUCCUUACUUAACAGUGUUGUGACAAUGACUGCAUCUCAAAAUGGCAUGUGGCUGUGUGGCCUCUUAGCCUCAGGAAAGCUCUUUCUAUGGAACAAAGACAAAGACUUACUGAAGACAUCUGCAGAAGUUCCAGAUGUAGCGCAUAUCAUUACCAUUGUUCAAGGGAACCCCACACGUCUGUCUCUCCAGGUUUCAGGAGAUGGGAUGCGUGUGCUCUUGGUAAUCAUAACUGGACAGGUGUUACUGUGGGAGUGCACAGAUAUCACGAAUUUGAUGGGAGUUCGAGACGGCACUGUCAGUGGACGCUGGGCACAUAUACAACCCCUUCAAGAUACAAUUCUGCCUUGUUUACAAGACAAAGAAGCAUCCCAACACAGUAUCUUUGUUAAGACAGAGGCUAUAGGUGAUGUCUGCUUAUCAGCAAUUGUUUUCACAUCUGGGAUGAAGCUUAUUGUCACAUGCCUGAAGAUUCAGUGGGAAGAAGGCCAUGUGAGAGCAGGUCCUGAGGGUUAUAGCAUAUGGUGGACCAGCAAGACAUACCCCAUGUCACGUCUAAGUCCUCCCUGCCAUCCAGUGAAGUCCAGAGGGACAUUGGUUCCUGCUUUCUCUCCUGAUGGCCAACUUUUAGCUAUUGUCUUGAAUCAGAGACAACCUCGGGCUACACAGGUUCUCUUUGUUAGUACACAAAAUUUUGUCUCAAUAUCAAGUCAUCUGGGAGGCUGUGGAAGUAAAAAAUUGGAUAUCCCUUCAAAAUAUAUAAGGUCAUACUGGGUGGGCAGUGCAAGCUGGACGCCAGGGGGGCUUUUCCUGGCUUGUGUUCUGAAGAGAGGCUCUCUCCUUCUGCUGGCUCGGCUUGGUGGGCUUCUUUGUCUGACAAGUUCUGGUUGCAAUGUUGAUUUUGGGCCUGCACAGUUUCUACCCCUCCAUCCUCUGAUCACAUACUGUCCACCCAUGUCUGCUGUGAUAGGGGAGGCCACUCGGUCCAGCUCCAGCAUGUCACAGCAGGACAUCCUAAGGCAACGAUAUUCUGUGACUUGGCAUCCACGAUUAUUGUAUCUUAUCGUGUCUGAUGGCUACAUGGUCACAGUUUUGAGGGUACUCGAUAAGCCUUCUCCGACUUUGCUGCUGAAAACACUACUAAAUGACUCUAGAGCAGAUCUUGAGAAGGCUAGCCAGAUUCUGGAUAAAUCUCAGGUUCAUGUAAGGGUGUGGUUGGAGUCAGUGUCUUGCUUGGGUCUGGACGACAGCCGAGAGGAGAUAAAACCCAUUGUUAGACCUGGUACCAACACUGUAGCCUCUGUCACAUCACCAGGGUCGACUUUGCCCCUUUUCCUGCAAGACAACAGAACUCUGGGUGGCACCAUGGAGCGCCAUGAGAAUACUUUGCUUGAGGAUGAAUCUGAUUUCGAAGGACCGCCUGCUGGUUAUAAUGCUGUGGAUGGCGGUCGUCUGGAGUUUGCCUCGAUGUUUGACACACUACAUGCUCUGGAUGCACCGACUGAUAGUGGCCUUUUCUCUGAUCCAGACCUUGAAAAGCACUCGGCCAAAUCUGACAGGAAGAGUCUUCUUCGUCAUCGUGAUCUUAGGAAGAUCCAGGCUCGUCUCUUAACAGCGUGGGCUUUUGGCAUGUGUCCAGGAGAUGCUGUAGAAAACAGAAGUCACCUGUUAAAGCAAACCCUCCUCUGUAUGGUACGGUUUGCUGCUUUGCUGCGUUUGAUCCCAAGCUCUGUAGUCCAGAGAGGGAAAAAGAACACCACAGAUUCUGCUCGCAUCAUGCACCUUCUCAAAGCCAUCCUCUCUUUUCUGCCCUGGGAUAUCACUUACUCACCUGGGUCACAAUGUCUGGGGGAGGUGGUGGAGUUUAGUAAACGGGUGGUGCGGCUGUUGUUGACGCCUCAUCCUGAAUCCUAUCAGACUGGCCUUCUUCAGUUAUCGUCUCACAGUCUAUCCACAGCUCUGGUUAUCUUACGGCUUGUCUCUGAUUCUCUUGAGCACACCUACAGCCUGCAACAAAGAACCUUAUGGUCCACUGCAGAAAAGGAGUCUCUUUCUGAGCUAAAUCAGCUCCGGCCUUCAGAUAUAUACUGUGUACCUCUGCUACAGGAUGAGAAGCAUCCCGACUUCAUACAUCAGGUGCAAACGUCCCCCCAUCGACCAUCCAGCAGAAUGUUUGGAGUGUGGCAGUGGAUAUACAAGGUCGCACAGCAAUAUGUGGAGGAGCUGCAAGGAUUUAAAGGCUGUGACAAUUGGGAGGAGGAACAGCAACGGUUGUCUGUCAUCUUGUCCCAGAUCCAGUUGUCUCUACAGGCUACAGGAGAAAGACUAGAGCCAGGUCCUGCACUGCUGAGUUAUGCAGGAGAAAAUUAUUUCCUGCUGGGCUUGUACCAAAAAAGUGCUGAUACCUGCUGCUCUGAAAUUUGGGAGUCGAUAACAAAAUGUUCUGAUCGCAGUGUCUUCCAGCAGACGCGGCUUUGUUUGGCACUAUUAUAUGGUCUGUUGUCCCAGUACCACCUGAAGGAAGCACAGGGAUUAGGAGAUCACAUGGCUCGCCUAAUAUUGUAUAGAUCUGGACACCACAUGGACAACGUGACCUCUGCAGCAGACUUUGUGUCUUCCUCAUGGCUGCCGAUGGACCUUCAUAUUGAUGCAGCCUACGCAGUGGUUCAAUCUCUUGGGAGAUUCAUGGCCUCCUACUUCACCAACCAGCCCCUCUAUGUCCUGCCUCCACACAAUGUGGCCGUGCUACCUCCGCUGCAUCUACCUCAAGCUGCCGGGCUCAGAUGCUUACCAUUGUGCCAGGAGGAGGUGGCCAUUGCAGUUCGGCGGCAGCACCUGUCAGAAGCCUGGACGGUAGACUAUGCUCAGGAUCUGCUCCUGUUGGGAGGUCUGCUUCCUGAGACUGUGUGGUUGGCUUACCACCUUGGAGACUGGAAGUCAGCAGCUUCUCUGAGCCUCGCUUAUACAAACUACUGCUAUAAGCACUUUGACUUCACCCGCCUCAGGAGGAGAGACUUCCAUCUCCCAACACAUUUAGAACCAGCAAGCAUUUUUCAGGCCGAGUUGGACUGUCUUCUUGACACCAGCGUUGGCUCAGAAGAAUUGACAGAAAACAACCAGGACAAGAGCUUUACGGACCCGCUGGAAGGAGAAGAGUGGGAUUUGUUACAUGCUUCCAUACAGGAUAUUCUGAAGGCUUCAGUCAUGACGGGAGUAAAUAUUAUGCCUUCAUCUUUGUCUUCCUUGCUGGUCACAGCCAAAGAUCUUUGCUCUUGCCUGCCUGUGUUGGUCCCCAGUGGGCUAUACCUGCCUUCUCCACCUCUUUAUUGCCCUCAGCCUUCCCCAAACACACAGGAUUCAGUUGGCACAUUUGGGCAGUUUACAGAAGUUGUAUCUCGCCACAAAGUGUCCAGAGUUCUCCAGAGGCUACUGUUACUGCUGAGUUCUGCUCAUUGUUGUCAUCCUGCUGCUCAGUGGUACAUUCGCAGUCUGCGCCGUGCCAGACACCUACUAUACAAGAUCAAGAAGAAUUACUCAUAUCCAUCAGCCCCUGCAGAAGAGAAGCCUUUUCCAGAAGACUUGAUGAAGUUUGUCAGCCGCAGUGGCUUCUUCAAACCCAGGCGUCGUAAAGAUCUGCAGCCAGAUAUCAUUCAAACUAUCAUUUGUUUCAGAGAGCUGUGUGGUUUGUGCUGGAUGCUUCAUGUCAGGGACCUCUUCUCCCUUUCCUGUAGGAAGUAUCAGGCGGUAAGAAAGGCUGGUGCAGAUGAGCAGAUCUCUGGUGGUUCUGAGAUGAGAUCUGCCUGUGUUGAUGCCCUCCACUGGGGAUGUCGUUAUCUGCCUUUCUCCCAUUUUCUCAAUGCUGAUGAAAUCCUCCAAGACAUUCUGCUCAGCCUCAUGUCUGAACUGCCUCCCGAUUCACUGGUGGCAGAUAUGCUGAUACAGGCUUUCCCACAGCAGGAAGAAUCUGUCAGAAUCCCUCUAAGAGAAAAGUACAACUCACUGCUGCAGAGACUGAGGCGAUGCACAGCCCACGAAGGUGAAGAGGAGGACGCAAAUGAGUUGAUGAGGAUUCAGAUUCAAGACAAACGCAGACAGAGGAGAAAACAUCUGGCUCGUCUGAAGAGGCAUCUGGCUCCACUUGAGCUCUGCCUGUGGGAGAAAGAUGAGCAAGAGGAGGACAAACAUGGAGGUGGCAUGGUAACACAGCUCUCAAUGGAUAGGAGUCUCAGUAACAGCACCCUAAAUGACUGUGGGUUCCCCUUGAUGUACAGCGAUGGAGACACAGCAGAGAAUACAUCAGACACUUUCUCCACUGACAAGUGUUACAGCUCCACAUCCAGGAGCAUUAAAGCCAAAAUACAAGAAAGGAGGACUGCAAGUAGGAUGGCUAUUAAGAAUGAAAAGGUCAUUCAGGAGGAGCAAAGUAGUAAUUCAGGUGAUAUCAAGGAGAAAGACAAGCCAUCCCUCCCUGUGGUUGGAACCUGGGAGUUUGAACUGGAAGAUGACGAAUAUCUAAACUUUCUUGAAGUCUUCCUCAGCUAUGUAGUCGAGAAAGAUAAUACUGAUAGAAGGGACUCGGGCAGUGACCUUCCUUUGUUGAAGGGGUUCUCCUCCCAGCUGAGAGAGAGUGAGUUGCAUUCUGUCACCUUUGAUGUCCUCACAACUAUGCAUCGCCGUCAAAGGGAGGGGCACCAUCCAACGAGAAGGCAAUGGGACAGUGAUACACCAGUGUUCAGAGCUGGGUGCUGCUACAAGCCCAUAAACCAUGAUGGAACACCCGAAACACAAGGGUCCACAGUCGGGAGUGAAACCAACAUAUCAAACAAUACCCUUUCUGUGAGCUCACUUCCUGGGCUCAGAACUGGAAGUCAGAAAGGUUUGUUUGGCUCCAAACAGCAGGCGAAUGUGUCCACGGAUGGAAGAAUAAUGAGAGGUUACCCAAGUCGAUGUUCUUUUCUCACAAGGCAGCCAUCAAACUGCUUGGUGUUUGGCUCCUCAACUUCUUUGGAAGUGGUGACUGAACUGCAGCAGGUCCUGGACCCUAAAUUAGAAGCUCAUUUCCCAGAGCUGGGCAGGCUGUUGGAAUGGAUGGUACGUUGGUCUGAUCGGGCCGUACUGCAAGGACACCAUGGCAAAAAGAAGAAAGAGAGGGGAGAGCGUGUCAGAGGAACAUCUGCUGAAGGAGUAAUGAUUCGGGUUAAAAUCUCAGCACCUGCUGUCCUCACCUCCCUCAUCUUGCUGGAGCAUAGGUACACGACCAUACCUGGGCCAGACCGCAACCAUAUUCAUAAACCAAUUCCAGAAACAUUACAGACAGUUGGCCCUGAGCUGGAAACUGAGACGAAUAGGAGACUGGAGAGAGCGAGCAGUACUGAUACGGGAUACCCCGGAUCAGCCAACACUCCUCUUACUGUUGCUGAUCACAAUCUACAGCAGGAAGUCUCACUUGAAUCUCACAGCGAUGACGCAGAGGAACUCAUUUUUCAUAGGAUACCUCAUCUUGAUGAUCAAAAUCAAGCAACCUAUGAUGCUGAGAUGAGGCCACCAACUGCACAACAAUCAUUACUUGAAGACUUAGAUCUCACACCUGAAAAGGAAGGCAAAGCUACUGACAGUGAGGGCUUGGAAGUACCGUCUACUGUUUCUAGUGGAGAUAUCUCUGAAGACAUCUGCACAUCAGGAACGAGUUUCAGGCUUUCACAUUUGGACUGUGCAGAAAAACCUGAAGAUGUGCUCAUUUCCACCUCUCCAGCUUUAGAAUCUUCUUCACACCCAGAGUUGCAAACUCUGACAACUGUCCCACCAACAGCCCCAGUUCAAAGAGGACCUUCUGAUCCCAUAGAAGUGCAGCUCACCACCACAACUGUCACUCCACCAGAAUGUGAGCCACAUACUUUUACUUCAGGUGCACCUGCUGCUGUUUCUUCAGCUCCCCAGCCAUCAUUGCCUACUCAUGCUCUGCCCUUUGGACAGCAUCUGGGUGAUGAGUUAGUCAGAUUGGUCCAGUAUAUCAACUUUGUGAGCCUCAGGGAUGUUUUGGGAGCAUCCUUUUCCACCUUGUCAGCCAGCCAUCCAAACAAUCAGUCUAACACAAAUUCCUUACACCCUAAUGUGUCGUUAUCUUGUGCUACUCAUUUUAUCCAUCAACAAGAUGCUUUACCAGCCCAAACAAAUUCAUCUGUGGAAACCCAGACACAAGUCUGUAGACUGAGCAACCCUCAGUUCAGUCAGGUUCCUGCAAACAUGAACGUAAACCAUCCUACUACCACAUCCUUGACAGGUGAACAGUGUCCCACCCCCAGGAAUCUAUUUUCCACUGGCAAUACUGCAGGUGUGAGUUAUCAGGAAAUCCAGCCACUGUCUGUUCAUGCAGAAUCACCGGAACGCCGGUUUAGAGAGAGCAUGAAAUUAAUUCCAUCCUCCCAGGGACUUCUGACUACAAUGGAGUCCAGCCACUCAAUGCCCAGUGCCCCAGCGGCACUGCAUUGUAAUGACAGCAUGCAAACUAACCGUGUUUCCCAGAUUUUGGGUUUGAGGUUACUUCAGCUCCACCAUCCCCUGUCCUCACAGCAGAUGUCAGCACACUGCUCUACCACUCAAAGUGUACAGAAGAUGCAUUCUGAAAACUCUGCUGCUGUAGCGCAUCCUCACCAACAGUUUAAAGUGGACAAACAAUCCGACUUUAAAGACACAACAAAGGAGAAAAGAAGGAGGUCUUCUGUUCUAAAAAGACAGCAAAAUGUAGCUUUUGAUAACUAUCAAUCGAAUGAGCGAACUCCAAGGAUUACUCAACCGCAGAAUGGCACACGAGAGCCCUCCUUCAACAGAUCCACAAUCCAAGAGUCCUUCCUGCUUCCUCCAGUUUUAUCAUUUCUCAAACCUGCACCAACGCAAAUCCCUCAUCAAGUGCACUUUCAGUCUGAUGCUCACAGCUCCUCCACGCUUCCCGUACCCUUAGUAACUUUGUCAAAGCCCUCUACCAUCGUUACUCCUCCAGUAGGAGAAACCAGGAUCAAGCUUCUACAUCUAGACUCUGGACAAAAAAUGUUUCUACCACAGAUUUUACCCUCAGCAGUUCCACCAUCUCAAGUGGCUCGGAUCACCACUCUGGAGGAGUUAGCACAUUUAGCUGGAGGGAGGCAGACUCCUGUUAAGGCUGGACUUCGGUUGCUCAAAGCAAACCCAUAUACUGAAAGCACGAAAAACACCACAACUUCCCCUCACUCCAACUCCAGCAAGAGACAAAACAGAAGAGAGGUGAAGAUGACGAGCGCAAGAAAAACUGAAGUCACAUUCAGUCCAAGCGAGGCUAACUUAGCAACACAUGGGAUAUAUCUUCAGCCAACAGAUGAUGCUGUAAAUGAGAAGCCUGCACCAACUGAUGAGAUUAUCUUCAGGCAAAGCAUUGGAGCUGGGUCCUCUGAGAUUUUGCAGACUCGUCACAGAUUAUCGCACAGGGACGUGGUCUCAACAGCUGAGCUCUUUGCCUUUGCAGCCACGUGUAAAAGACCCGCACAGUGUCAUGAUGCUUACACAAACACGAACCCAGAUUGGGCUCCCACACAGGUGGAUAAUGCUGUGUGUCCUCAAGUCUCUGUGAUUGCUGUUAACACAGAUUCACAGUGCUUAGAAGAUCUGCACUUUUUCAGAGAGCCCCGUGUUAAAGACAAAGAGGAGACUUCAAAGGAGCGAGACAAGAAUCCGGAUGUUCACGAUCACCACUUGAUGUGUGUCAUGGAUACAGAAGUUGAAGCCCUGCACCAGGAUUUGCCACCCUACCUCGGCCCAGAGGCACAGGAUGGCCCUUCCAUACACACUUCUUCACCUGCUUCAGCACACCAUUUUGGGACUUCUGUUGUUGGAGGUGCUGCUGCUCAUCCACACCCAUCACCCAUCAUUCCAGAGGACCCCAUGAAAGCCACCAUUCACCCAGAUAAGUCUAAGGAGUCUCCUUUUAGUCCUCUUGACUCCAAGAAGGAUCAGGAAAGAAUCCCUUCAGGAGACAUGGCUGGCCUUUCUGACAUUGACAAAUGUCAAGCCAACAACACAGAAGAUCUCAGACUUCAUCGUACUUUUUCCACAUCUAUUAAUGGAUGGUUUUCAGUUGAUCUGCCUGUGAUCGAUGCCAGGCUGGCUGACCUUCAGAACAUUGCAGACUCCUUGGAGAAGGAUUCACCCCAUGCAAGAAAGUUUGUGCACACCAUUGGCGUGGACCCAGCAGUUUUGGCUCCUCAAGUGAAGACUAAUGUAGCAUCAUCGAAAAUGGUUGACCUGUCUGUCCCAUGGGAAGCAUGGAGAUCAUUGCCUGACACGUUCACUCAAACAGACGCCUAUGAUGAUGAAGAAAAUGAAUACGUUGGACUUGUGAUUCAUAAUGAAUCAAGCACUCCAGAAGGAAAGCCUCCUGUUCUUCCUUCCACUUCUGCUGACAUCCAUCCAGCUGGUCCGUCCCAUCUUUACAUUCCUGCAAGCAAUGAUGAACUUCAUCAAGAACUUAACGAAGAGUUGACUUUGUCAUCUGGAGCAUUUAGUCCAUGGGUAGAUGAUCCUGAAACUGUAGAAAUCUUAAACGCCUUGGUGAAAGAAGGGAUUUUAUCCUCAGCUGACAUGGAGUUAUCCAAAUCUCAGACUGUACCACAUAGCAGUGGGCCGCACCAGCAGCAAAGUAACCGGUUGCAAGAUGUUCCCCCAGAUGACGAAAGGAGACAGCUGAGGAUCUGGAUGAGAAAGAAACAGAGGGAAAGAAUGGCAGUUUUUCGAAAGCACAGAGAGGCAUUGAGGGAGAAGGAGCGCAUUCCUUAUUCGGCUUCUGCAAGGAAAACAACCAACAAAAGUGAAACAGCCACUUGGAAAUUCAGACGGGAAAAAGAAAAGAGUAUGCUCUUGAAGCACUAUAACCAGAGGAUUGCUGAGCUCUUGUCUUUAGUCGGUGACUUUUCUCCCAGUCAUCCAGUAGUAUCCAGACCGACACGGGAUGAGGGUGUGCCCACACAGCCAUCUGCUGUUGCACCCUCUGGCGCCACUCACAGUCAGCCUGCUGAUGACACAAAGAGAAUCCUCAAGUCCCCGUCAGGACAAGCUCAAGCACAUGUUCAUCAAAGGACAGCUGAGGUGCAUGAUGCCAAAAGACUGGGACUGCAUAGAAAAGUUACCUUUCUGCCAAGCGACCGCCUGUCUCAGAUGACCAGACGUGGGAUGCUCACUGACACAAAGAGCCAUGCCAAGAUGCACACAGUCAGCCCGGAACAGUUACAGCAAGGAGCACGCCAGAGGAAUACAGGGUUGAAUAACAUUCCAUCUGGAGGGACUGUCAUAAGGACAGAGAGGAUAAAGACAGAGAGAGAGGUGAUGCCUGGACCUUUGGAUGAGAAGGAAAAUGAUGCCAGUGUGUCAGAGAUGGAGCUGGACUGGCUGGACAACCUGUCUGACUGUUCCAGCACCGUCCUCAGCAUAGACUGGGCUGCUGUAGAGCAGAUUUUGGCUGAAGAUGAUGCCUGAGCUUUCAAGAGGGCCACCUUU